Ambispora leptoticha is the source of this 420-nucleotide messenger RNA. NCBI's taxonomy places the organism in Eukaryota, Fungi, Glomeromycota, Glomeromycetes, Archaeosporales, Ambisporaceae. The record is from the annotation of a GenBank genome assembly.
AUGAAAUUCUUGAUCACUACCUUUGUUCUUUUGGUAUCUGUUGCUAUCCUUGCUCAAAUAUCUCUUGUUUCAGGAGCUCUUCCUCAUUUCAUUCUUGCUGAAGAAAAAAGAAAUAUUCUACCUCGCUUACCAUUUUAUGGCAUGCCACGUGGACCACAUCAACCUAACACACCAGUUGUGACUAAAAAUCCGUAUAUAAAAUUCAAAAAUGAUUACCCUUGCGCAACGUUCGAAUUAAGAACUCGGAUAUUGGAAUUCAAGCAAGCGUUAGAUCAAACAACUUUGAAUGAGGUCGAAAGUUGCAUUGAUGAUGUUAUUAAAGGUACUAAUGAUAUGGAAGAUAUUACAAUCCAAUAUAUAUUAGCUGAAGAACAUAGCACCACGGACAAAGCAAAAUCGCACCACAAGACUGAACAUUGA